This is a messenger RNA of Labeo rohita (rohu), 2822 nucleotides long. It is a transcript of the gene insyn1, whose product is annotated as inhibitory synaptic factor 1. The record is from RefSeq and is a predicted model, not a curated record. Lineage: Eukaryota; Metazoa; Chordata; Actinopteri; Cypriniformes; Cyprinidae. The transcript is spliced from 4 exons. Gene Ontology annotation, cellular component: postsynaptic density. Gene Ontology annotation, biological process: inhibitory postsynaptic potential. Bases 1724 to 2671 code for a protein of 315 amino acids.
ACUCCAGCCUCUUUCCCCCCUCCAUCUGGCAGGAGGGACAGAGAGAGAAAGAGAGAGAGAGGGGACCAGAGUGCUCGUGUAUUCACAGGGUUUCGAAUCGGAGGCAAAGGCAGCAUCCCUCCCUCAGUCAGAGACUGUCGUCACGGCGACAGGAGGUGUCUGUUCCACAGCCGAGAGACGGAAUGCGAGACGGAAUCGGCAGCUAGUGGUCGCCGCGGCAACAAGAGCAUCCGAGGUCUUCCAGGAUUCCAUGCAGAAGUGGAGAAGCCAAGGCUGCCGGGGGCUCGAAAAGAGGGGAACCAGGGCCAAUCUUUCAUCCACCACCUCCUCCCUCGCUCCUCCUCCUCCUCCUCCACUGCUGCUUCACUUUCUCUCUGAAGGACAGCUCUGAAUGAACCCUCCUUCUGACGGUGGGCGAGUGUGGCUGAACGGACAGUGAAAGACAAAAAAGAGUGGGAUUGUGUGUGGGAAAGGGGGUGAGAGAAGUGGGGGUGACUGGGAGGAAGACAGCGUGUGUGAGAGUGCGCGACAGUCAGUUGAUGGACGCCACAACAAAACGGGAAGGAUGAUCCGAGCUCAGCCGAGCCGAAAACUGUAUUCCCGUUGUUCCUCGGGAGGGAGGAAAGGCAAACCUGCACACACUUUCUACCACUGACCAGGGGAGAGGUGAGAGCGAGAAAGAGUGCCAGAGACCACUGUCUUAUGAAGUGUAUUUCCACAGGGGCUGGUGUGAUUCAAUUUGGUGUUCUGUCAGACUGUCUCUUUUGGCAGUGGCAGCGGUUUGAAGGGUCAAGUUCUCCUCUUUUAUUCUCUUCCAAUUCUCCCUGGAGCAAAAGACAUGGAAUUUACCUUCCUUUAUGACUUUUGAAGAACGCCACGCUAUUCUAAAAGGGUAACAACUGGAUUUCACCCAGUAUCAAAGGGAACUAGAUUGAGAUCUGUUUUUAUCCGGCCAUUUAACAAAAUGGGUGAGAAAUGUCUCUCUGACCCAGAGGAAAGGAUGCGCCAUUCUGUCUGACACCCCCUGGGGGAUUACUUGUGAAACGUUCAUCAUAACACUUAUUAUCCAGUUCAAGCAAAAGCAGAGUUGGAAUAUUUCAACUUUUGGUUGAUUUUUUUUACUCCGAACACCAGACAAAGACAAAACAUUGCAGAUUUAAAACAAAGAAGCACUUCAUUCAUUCUCUGAAAGAAAGGCAUUUUUGGGAGUUUUCUUUUUCUUCCUGGAUUGGAUUUUAUAAGAGUUCACAGUGGAUCACUUGCUGAUAUAACCCUCCUCGCCAUGUCUUCAUGGAAGAGAAUUAUGCGUCAUAGACAACCAAUUUCCAUCCAUAGUUACCCCGGAGGACUCGCACAUGCACAUUAAACACAUGCUACGCUGAAAUGAGCCACGCUUUUUCCGACUUCCGUUUCUUCAUCCUGGAGUUUGUAUUUCUUGGAUUUAACAGCCUAACCAUCCUUCAAUGAUUCCAGCACCUUCCGAUCCAUUCGCGUCUGUCCCGAGAUGCCCCGAAGUACACAGCAAGAGGAGGCUUGACCCUAGACCCAGCGAGGUCUCUCGGCUGCCCAGGCGUAUUUAAGAUGUUGAACCCUUCCCGUGUGGCCCGAGCCCCAGAUCGGAUCAGUAGCACUGCGGCUCCCGGAGGCCCCAGACAUGGAUCGUGGCUCGGCUCGCCCCUGCCCUCAGCGCUCCGCACCCCGGCCCGUGAGCAGCCUGUGAAGGAUGUCCCAGAGCGGAGCUCCAGCCCGGGAACCCUCUGAGACCCCCAGUCAGAGAGAACAGAUCCGCAGCCACAUGAAGAUGGUGAUCGAGCAGCUGGAAGGAAUCCUCAAGGAGCUGAAAGAUGUGGCACAUGAACUGCGGGAGGUGGUGGGUCAGAUCGACAAACUCACAUCUGAUUUCGACUUCGACCUGGAGCCCGAUGACUGGACGGUGGCGACGGCGAGCAGCACGUCGAGUAGUGAGCGUGGCCUGGGUGAGGCCUUCAGAUUGGACUUCCUCAGCCAGGACAUGCUAUCCGACGGCUGGGAUUUCUGCAACUUCUUGGAGGCCUCUAACAGGAAAGCACACAGUGAGGAGGUGGACGAGGGCCAGGGGAGGCCGUCAUCAACCACACCGACGCCCACCACUGCUAGUGUCUACUCGCAGAUGAACGGGGGUCUUCCUGUCCCCAACGGACCUCUAAUCAUCACCCCAGACUCCUCCAGCGAAGAGGCGUCCAGCUCCACACAUAGCCAGAGAACCUCCCGUACAUCCGGCACCCGAGAGCGCGUCCGCUUCAGCGACAAGAUCCUCUACCAUGCCUUGUGCUGUGACGAUGACGAAGAUGAGGACGGCGGCGGCGAAGAGGAGGACGAUAAAGGGGACUGUGGGACCCCAGAUACGGACAGUGAGCCCAGUCCGCUGGCCUGUUCGCCCAUACCGCCGCUGUCCUCCUCCGAACACCCGCUGGGCCUCUACAACUGCCGGGAGACGGCAUCCGCAGGCCCGUCGCCCGUAAAGGUGCCAGUGCCGGUGGUGGGCUCUCACACACUACCCAGGAAAGGUCUUCUCAACCCAGGCUGCCGGAAAAAACUGUUACGGAACAGCAGCACACAGACGGUUUCGGAUAAGAGCACUCAGACUGUACUGCCCUACAUCCCUGCAAAACAGAAAAACAAGGACCUCUGAGAGAACAGCUGACUUUACAUAUACAAAACAGGAACAAACUGAGAAAGGAUUACAAAGAACUAUAUACUAUUUAAUAUUAAAUACAUAGAUAAUAGAUUAAAAAAAAACAAUAAAUGAAUUACUAAAUAAAUUAUAUAUGGGAAAAUUUCAA